AUGAAAUACUCUGCACUCUUGCUUUGGUCAUUCGUGCCAACGUUGAUUGCAGCAUUGCCUCACAACCACCAUUUCCACAAGAGAGAAGCUCAUGCCGCUCCAGAGGUGGUCACCGUGUUGGUCACUCAGGUUGUUACUAUGGCUGGUCCAGGUUCCAGUGACCCAACCACUUUGCAGACUUCGUUUGUGAGCAGUGCUACCGAGCCUGCUGCUUUGCCCUCAUCUGUGGUUUCCUCGAAAGGAGCUUCAGCAAAGUCUUCAGCAAAGUCUGCGACCAAGGCGUCCGCAAAAUCUUCUGGCUCUCCCUAUUCUUCGUCCAUCCACUCCUCUGCUUCCUCCUCUUCUGCAGUUGCCUCGUCGACUGCAACCUCCGAGGUAUCAAGUUACGCAGAAAAGUCCAAGGGUAUUGCCUACUCGCCAUAUACCGACUCCGGAUCGUGCAAGUCCUCGGACGUGAUCCAAUCUGACAUCCAGUUGCUCUCAGCCUUUGACUACAUCAGAGUCUAUGCUCCAGAUUGUUCUUGUGUUGAAAAUAUCAUGGCUGUCAUGGGAGAUAACCAAAAGCUGUUUGCAGGGUUGUACUAUAUGGACUCAUUGACCACGGACAUUGAGACUCUAUCUUCUGCCGUUGAAUCUUCGUCCCAAGGAUGGGACGGUGUCUAUGCUGUUUCUGUUGGAAACGAAUGGGUCAACUCCGGAGAUUAUUCCGUCUCGCAGGUCUCCGCUGCUGUUUCUAGUGCCAGAUCUGCUCUUUCCGACAAAGGCUAUUCAGGAUAUGUGGUUUCCGUGGACACGCUUGUUGCUGUUCAGGAUAACACUGAUCUUUGUGAUGUUUCAGAUUUCAUUGCCGUUAACUCGCAUCCCUUCUGGGACGGAAAUGUUCUACCAGAGGACUCUGGUACCUUCUUGAAGACCCAAAUCGCCAACAUCUACAAGGCAUGUGGGUCAUCCAAGGAUGUGUUGAUCUGCGAAACCGGCUGGCCAACCCAGGGUGACACUUACGGAGUUGCUGUUCCUUCUAAAGAAAAUCAGCUCACUGCCAUUAAGGCAAUUGUUGAAGAAGUCGGGGACCAGGUGCUCAUGUUCACCACCUACAACGACUACUGGAAGGACGGUGGAUCUUAUGGAGUGGAAAAAUACUGGGGUAUUUUCGAAUAG
Kuraishia capsulata CBS 1993 is the source of this 1158-nucleotide messenger RNA. RefSeq lists its product as uncharacterized. Gene Ontology annotation, molecular function: glucan endo-1,3-beta-D-glucosidase activity; 1,3-beta-glucanosyltransferase activity. The record is from RefSeq and is a predicted model, not a curated record. Gene Ontology annotation, biological process: carbohydrate metabolic process; cell wall organization. Gene Ontology annotation, cellular component: cell surface; fungal-type cell wall; extracellular region. Bases 1 to 1158 code for a protein of 385 amino acids. NCBI's taxonomy places the organism in Eukaryota, Fungi, Ascomycota, Pichiomycetes, Pichiales, Pichiaceae. The transcript has a single exon.